UCGUCCCAUGUCGAUGUGACUCAUCCUCGCAUUAUAGUAACACGGCGGACGGGGAAAGUGCGCGAAGAAUUAUUCGACGCGCUUUAUCAUCGGAAUCCCCAGCCGCCACAGCAGCGCUGCGCCGGCUCCUCCUCCACCACCCCGACCCCUGUCUCGCUGUCUCGCACCGCACCACAUAGCCGCGGGGAGGGAGGGAGAGGAGAGGAGCGGCGGGCGGAGAUCUCGGGGGCUCCGAUCGAGCCGGAGCAGGGGGAGGAGAGAGAGAGAGAGAGAGAGAGAGAGAGAGAGAGAGAGAGAGAGAGAGAGAGAGAGAGCGGAAGGGAGGAGUAGGGAGUAGAUUGGUUCGAUGGUAAGGGAGACGGGGUACUACGACGUGCUGGAAGUGAGCCCGGCGGCCACUGAGGCCGAGAUCAAGAAGGCAUACUACAUCAAGGCGAGGCAGGUCCAUCCGGACAAGAACCCCAAUGAUCCGCUCGCGGCGGAGAAGUUCCAGGAAUUGGGGGAGGCAUACCAAGUACUCAAUGACCCCGCACAGCGUCAAGCCUAUGACUCAUAUGGGAAAGCUGGUAUUUCGACGGAAGCAAUAAUUGAUCCUGCAGCAAUUUUUGCAUUGCUGUUUGGUAGCGAGCUUUUUGAGGAUUAUAUUGGUCAACUGGUGAUGGUGUCCAUGGCUUCACUUGAUGUCUUUAGUGGUGAUGAGGAACAGAUCGAUGAAAGGAUAUUGCAAGAGCAAAUGCGAGUUGUACAGAAGGAAAGGGAGGAGAAGCUCGCAGAGACACUGAAAAACAGAUUGCACCUCUAUGUUCAAGGGAACAAGGAGGAAUUUAUCCAGCUUGCUGAAGCUGAGGUGACUAGACUUUCUAAUGCAGCAUAUGGGAUUGAUAUGCUGGGUACUAUUGGUUACGUAUAUUCAAGACAAGCUGCGAAGGAGCUUGGAAAGAAAGCUAUAUAUUUGGGUGUUCCAUUUAUAGCUGAAUGGUUCAGAAACAAAGGUCAUUUUAUUAAAUCCCAAGUAACAGCUGCAACAGGUGCAGUAGCUCUUAUGCAGCUGCAGGAAGACUGGAAGAAGCAUCUCAGUGCUGAGGGCCACUACACCGAAGAGGAACUUGAAGCGUACAUGCAGACCCACAAAAGUAUUAUGGUUGAUUCCUUAUGGAAGCUUAAUGUUGCUGAUAUAGAGGCAACCCUGUCACAUGUGUGUCAAAUGGUGCUUCAAGACAGCAGUGCCAGGAAAGAGGAACUGCGAGCUCGAGCUAAAGGAUUGAAAACCUUAGGAAAGAUAUUCCAGCGUUUUAAACUCAAUGCUACCGAGGGGGAACCAGCAGCAAUGAAGAAUACAAUAAAUAACUCGGAUAAUGAUGGCAGUUCUCCGGAUUCAUCACCAAAAUCCCCCAUGGAGCAAUCAUUUGAUCCAAAUCCACCAUACUCCCAGAGUCCAUACGUGGAGGCCCCUCAGUUUGGCGGAGCUUACUGUUCAUUCAACUUCCCCAUGCCUACUGCUCCACCUGGCGCUCAGAGGGAUCCCGUUCCAUGACUGCUUUCAGGGUAGCAGCUUCGUUUUGUAUGGGUUGCCAUUUUGUACCAUACCGCUUGUGUAGUAGAUAAUCGCAUGGUCCUCAUUUGUCUUUGUAACAUUAGUAGUAGAGUGAGGCAGCAGCUGGGUAUCCAUUGCAUCCCUUUCUAUUCUUCAGUUGUGUAAUCAAGCAUGCAACGAUGGCAGUCUUGUGUUGUGUACAGGCAGGCUUGUUGACUGUUGAGGCAGCAACAAGAUCAGGCAUUGUUGUAUAUGAACUAUUUCUUUCAUGUGUAUGGGUGCAUAAUUGUUUUAGCCUAUGGCCCAUCUGUUACGAUUACGACAA
Molecule: messenger RNA, 1859 nt
Organism: Phragmites australis (common reed)
Lineage: Eukaryota; Viridiplantae; Streptophyta; Magnoliopsida; Poales; Poaceae
Product: chaperone protein dnaJ 10-like
Exons: 10
Coding region: 347-1534 (395 amino acids)
Source: RefSeq, a predicted model, not a curated record